Penaeus indicus is the source of this 459-nucleotide messenger RNA. RefSeq lists its product as uncharacterized. The coding region runs from base 1 to 459 and encodes 152 amino acids. The transcript has a single exon. The record is from RefSeq and is a predicted model, not a curated record. NCBI's taxonomy places the organism in Eukaryota, Metazoa, Arthropoda, Malacostraca, Decapoda, Penaeidae.
AUGACCACCUCCUCCUCCAAGGCUGAAGCUGCUACUCGAGGAGCCGCCAGCGCCUCCAAAACCUCCACCUCCAGCUCCUCCGCCAUAUCCACCACCGCCCCCGCCACCUCCUCCGCCUCCAUGUCCUCCGCCUACGCCGGGGGCUCCGAGGCUGAAGCUGUGACUCGACGUCCCUCCUGCGCCUCCGCCGUGGCCUCCGCCGCCUCCUCCUCCAAAUCCUCCACCUCCAUAGCCGCCGCCGCUGCCUCCUCCUCCUCCUCCUCCUCCCAGGCUGAAGCUAUGACUCGACGACCCUCCAGAGCCGCCGCCUCCGUAGCCACCCCCUCCCCCGCCGCCAUGCCCCCCUCCUGCGCCGCCUCCUGCCGCGCCCAGGACGACCAGCGAAGCCAGGCUCAGCAGCGCGAACUUCCUCUGCAAAGGCCACCGAGGAGGAGGAAGGGAUUAUAUGGAAAAUUAUAA